AUGAUCCAGAGCUGUUCCAAACCCACUGUUGCUCACUAUUCUGUCAGGGCGGAACGGUUAGGAGCUCUUGGCGAGAACGCUCGACUGCCACGAAGCGUACAAGCGAUAUAUUUACGACCGCUGCGCAGGAAGGCGGAAUACGGUCUUCCAGUGUGUGAUCUUCAGCUGCGAUCCUACAGCGUUGAUAACGUCGAGUUUUUUGCGGACUUCGCCAUUCGCGCUGCGUACUACCUCAACCUCCCCGUGUCCGGCCCCGUGCCCCUGCCUCGCCUUGUUCAACGCUGGACCGUACUGCGAAGCAAUUUCGUGCACAAGAAAAGCAAGGAAAAUUUCGAGCGAAUUACCCUUCGUCGGUUGAUUCAAAUCAAGGAUGGCAAUCCGCAGGUAGUGCAAACGUGGCUCGCCUUCCUUCGGAAGCACGCGUUCUACGGGGUCGGCAUGAAGGCCAAUGUCUGGGAACACGAAAGCCUCGGUACAGUUUACCCUUCCCUCGAAAUUGCUUGGAUAACCCAACUACUAACCACCGGUGAUAUGACAGAUGUUGGCAAGGCCAUGGAUGAAUCUUUGCCCGAGAUCGAACAGUCUCUUCGCCCAUACCUCGCCCAAUUUGGACAACGGGAGAACAAGUCGGCAGAGAACGCCAAGUUCGAUAUCUUGGAAACUGGUCGGUUUGCCGAGCGCAACAAUCAAUAG
Molecule: messenger RNA, 693 nt
Organism: Penicillium alfredii
Lineage: Eukaryota; Fungi; Ascomycota; Eurotiomycetes; Eurotiales; Aspergillaceae
Product: mitochondrial 37S ribosomal protein uS10m
Exons: 1
Coding region: 1-693 (230 amino acids)
Biological process (GO): translation
Cellular component (GO): mitochondrion; small ribosomal subunit; ribosome
Molecular function (GO): structural constituent of ribosome
Source: RefSeq, a predicted model, not a curated record